Molecule: messenger RNA, 1744 nt
Organism: Colletes gigas
Lineage: Eukaryota; Metazoa; Arthropoda; Insecta; Hymenoptera; Colletidae
Product: vacuole membrane protein 1-like
Exons: 5
Coding region: 345-1580 (411 amino acids)
Source: RefSeq, a predicted model, not a curated record
AAAAUGUAUAUCGUCAGUAUUUAAAGAGAUUAAUGAUAAGGCACUUUUGCAGAAACUUCCGCGCGUUUGUGUUUAUCAUAUGUAGGAAGUGCUGUGUUUAAUAGUAAUGUGUGUAAAGCACACGUUAUUCUAGAGUUGACAGUUUAAUUAAUUAAAUUAAAUAAAAACGUUAACUUUCUUCAGUGCACAUGCUAGCUACUGAUCGUUUAACGUAUGCUAAAGUAAUUUAUUUCCCGUUCAAAUAUACGUUUCACGAUGAUCUGGAAAAAAUUCAUUUAAUAUUGAUUCAACGUGUCGUCACGCUCGUAUUUUAAGGUUAAAAGAAUAAUCAACUUGGAGGUACCAUGUUGGAAAAUACCACUGCCAUUCAACGUAUGAAGGAUUCAAAUCCUGUUAAUGGUGCUCAACAAAAUAUAGGAGAAAAGAAAUCGUUUACGCCACUUCCAGAAAAUCGAUAUAAUUCAAAUAACGAAUUUCACAUAGACUCUGAACAUUUAACGCUAUGGCAGCAUCCAAUUACCACGUUAAAUUAUUUUUUUCGAGAACUGUUCCUUACCAUACUCAGCCUGGGGAAAAAAACGUUGCAUUACAGAAGAACAGUGUGGAGCGUAGUGUCAAUAAUUCUAUUGUUUCUUACGUUGAGUAGGAUUGUUGGUCCGCACCAAGAGAUUUUAAAAGCAUGGGAAACAAAAGUAAUGUGGUGGUUGUAUUGGGUAGGUCUGGGCGUACUUUCCAGUGUAGGUCUUGGUACAGGCUUACACACUUUCGUACUUUAUUUAGGGCCACAUAUAGCGGCCGUUACUAUGGCUGCGUAUGAAUGCGGUGCUCUUAACUUUCCUGAACCGCCGUAUCCCGAUCAAAUAAUAUGUCCAAAAACGAUCGAUCCGAUAUGGACAGCAGGUGUAUUAAAUAUUAUGAGGAAAGUGCGUAUAGAGGCGAUGCUUUGGGGUGCUGGCACUGCUCUCGGCGAACUACCGCCAUAUUUUAUGGCUAGAGCUGCUCGGACUAGCCGGCAGAAUAACAGAAACGAAAAGUUCGAUCAGGAAGAUCUGAAAGAGUUAGAAGCGUUAGAAGCUCUAGAAAAUGGUGAAAAUGUAUCAUUUCUGAUACGUAUAAAAAUAACUAUGAAACAUUUUGUACAAAAAGCAGGUUUCUGGGGGAUACUUGCCUGUGCUUCGAUACCCAAUCCGUUAUUUGACCUCGCCGGUUUGACGUGCGGUCAUUACCUUAUUCCUUUUUGGACGUUCUUUGGUGCAACGCUGAUAGGAAAAGCUGUUGUAAAAAUGCACAUUCAACAGCUUGCAGUUAUCAUAGCUUUUAACGAGGAACUUUUAGACAAAUUUAUGAAAUUAUUGGCAAUUGUACCAUACGUUGGUUCGAAGUUUCAAGAACCGUUGAAAAAGUAUCUUAUCGAACAGAAACAAAAAUUACACGACAAGACAUCCACGGAUGGAGCAACAACAAUUUCAUGGUUAUUUGAUAAGUUUGUAAUAUUGAUGGUGUGUUACUUUUUAGUAACAAUUAUUCAUGCAUUGGCAAGAAACUAUCAUCGCAAACGUACUAAAAUGUCUACCGAUUAAAACAUAAUGAAUAUAGGCUAUACAAUGUAAACGUAAAAUUAAUUAUUAAAAUUACGAAUAAAAUUGCUGUUAUAGCACGAUAUAAUUACGAUAUUACAAAUAAUAACAAUUCGGAAUUUUUGAAUGCACAAUACCAUUUCUGCAAUAUAAAUAAACAUUGAAGA